AUUUGAAUAUUAAGUCAUCCAAAACAAAAUCCAAUCAUCAUCAGCAGCAGCAGCAACAACAGCAUCAUAACAACUAUCAUCAAAAACAAAGAAAUUCUCCAUCACCAAAAAAAUCAAUAAUCAAUAAACUAUCACCAAGUGAAAUCGAUAGAAAUAAAUUACAAAAUUCUCAUUAUAUAACUAAUUUAUCACCAAAAUUAUCUUUGGAACAAAAAUUAAUCAAGACAACAGAGAUUAUCUCGUCUACAAUAGAGAAUAUAUUACCAUUAUCAACAACAAUAACUUCAUCUGGUAUACCAAUGCCACGUCAAUUAAAUUUAUAUCAACAAUCUAAUAUGAAUUCAUAUCAUAUGUCAUCAUCAUCAUCAUCAUCGUCUUCAAAGAUUAAAGAAUCCCCAACAAAAAUCGAUCGUAUUCCAUAUAUGAAUUAUCCAAUUCAAAAUCAAUCAACUUUAGAUAAUCAUUCAAUUAAUAAUACAACUUGUCAUAUGAAUAUGAAUAGUAUAGAUAAUACAUAUCAAACAACUAAUAUUCAACCACGUAUAACAUUAAGUCAAUAUUAUCAUAAUAAUAAUACUACUACUACUACUACUACUACUACUACUACACAGAAACAAUAUCCAUAUUCAAUAAACUAUAAUCAAUCAAUAACAUGUAUGAAUAAAUUAUCUGGAAAUAUUAUACAUACUAGUACUAGUACUAGUACUACUACUCCUACUCAUCCACAUACUACUACUACGACGACGACGAUGGCUACGACUACGACUACACCAAUGAAUAUUCAUCAACAAAAUACAAACCAAACUUUAAAACAAAUAACUACAUCUCAAGAAAUAUCAUCAUCAAUGAAUUAUUCACCUUCUCUACCACCGCCGCUGCCUCAUCAUCAUCAUCAUCAUCCUUCACAUUAUCAUCAACAUCAACAUCAACAUCAUUCUAUCCAAUAUCCAAAUACAUUUAUCUCGGGAACAAAUGAAUUUCAACAUCCAAUUACACCAGAGCAAUCUCAUUCAAUCAAUUCAAUAUCAACAAGCACAAUACAACCAUUAAUGUCUAAUUAUCUUCAUGAUACACGACGUUAUAUGACAGGAAACAGUAUAUUUGAACAAAGGACUGAUCAACAACAACACUUUCAACCUACCCGGCAAACUCAUCAAUCCCAUCAUCAAACAAUACCGCUUCAAUCAAAUUCACACAUUAUCAAAACUGGUAUUCCUUAUUCAAAUGAUACUAAUAUUAUUUGUUCUACAGUUAACCAAUCAAUACCCAUAGGUCUACCACCACCACCACUACCGCUCACACAAUGUACACAAAUACACAAUCAUCAAUCCACUGUAAACAUACAACAAUACUCACCAAUAAUACAACCAUUUGUUCCACCGAUUUCAUAUCGUCCAGCUACUCAAGCGCCGAAUUCCAAUUUUAUGUCAGUUACACACUGUAAUUAUUCAAGUGUAACAAAUGCUGCUCCUACUGUUGCCAUAACGACGACCACCACCACUACUACUACUACUACUAUUUCUACUAUCAAUGGUAUAACUACAACUACGAUUAUAAACAAAAAUAAUGCAGUUAUAAGUCGUCGUGUUAUAAUUCAAGAGACAAAUCAAGCUCAAAAUGUAUCUAAUCAUCAAUCCAUGCAUUCAGUACAGCAAGUUAAUAAAACAUCAUUGAUAACAAAAACUAGACAAGAAAUGAAUGCAGCUACUACUAGCAGUAGUAGUACAUCAACCAAUCUGACAUAUAAAUAUUUGCCUAAUAUAUCGUCUCAAACACAAAAUGUGAAAGAAGCUAUCCAACCUUCAUCAGAAACUACUCAUUCAAAUUAUUAUCAUUCUCAAUCCGGUACACUUAAUCCUAUCCAAUCUACUGAAAUAAUUACAACAGAGACCACAUCAUCAGGAUUAACAUCACCAACUCUAUCAGUAAUCAAUAUAGAACAACAAUCAUAUCAUAGAAGUUUAAGUAAAAAAUCCAUAGACAAUACAGAACAACGUCGUAAAGCUCGUGAAUUAUAUGUUGCUUUAAAACAACGUUAUCCAUCAACUAAUCAUAAUAACACUAUGAAUAAUGAUUCUGUAAAUCCACAUCGUCGUCAUCAUCAUCAUCAUCGUCAACAACACCAUCUUAAUAAUGAUGAUGAUGAUAAUAAUGAUAAAAUACAAACAUCUGAUAUGAAAACUAUUCUAAAACCAAAUCAGAAUAAUGAAACGAACCAACAUAGAAAUAACACAUUGAUUACUCAAUCCAUUGAACAAACUAAUACAAAUCCAAUAACUAUACAAACAUUACAACAAUCGAAUACUUUAACUGAUGAUAAUCUAUCAAAAAAUAAUCAAUUAAUAAAUCAAUAUUAUUCAGAAAGUAAUUUACAAUUAAUCCCAUCAAAAUCCAAUGAGAUUCAUCGAAAUAAUCUUGAUCCACAACAACACUACCACCACCACCACCACCAACAGCAACAACAACAACAACAGCAACUUCCACAACAACAACAACAUGAACAGCAACAUCGCCAACAACAACAGCAACAGCCUCAACAACAGCAGCAACCUCAACAACAACAACAACAACAACAGCAAUUACAAUCCAAUCCAUGUGUAUCAGAGAAAGUUGAUCUAUAUAAAAGUAAUUCAUUACAAUCUGAUUUCAUGAAUAAAAAGUUUCAUCCAUCCGAUAAUAAUAAUAAUCAUCAUCAUCAUCAAAUGAAUCGAAUCUAUUGUGGUUAUCAAUCAGAUAGUGGAAUAGAAUGUAUUAAUUUACCAAUUCAUAAUAUAAAUUUCACAUUACCAUUACAAACAAAACAAUCAAAUAUGAAUGAUCCAUUACAUCAUACUAAUAUAAUUGGAUCAUUGCCAAGAAAUUUACAUAAUCCUUAUUCUAUGAUAUAUCAAUCAAAGAUGUUAAAUUUUAGUUCUAUGAAAUCAUCUAUUCAUCAAAUUGAUGUUCAUCAUGAACAACAACAAUCUCAACAACAGGGAAGAGGAGUUGGAGGAGGUGGUGGUGGUGGUGGUUGUGGUGGUGGAGACGAAGAAGAGAAUCUAGGCAAUUAUGCACGUCGUAUGCAUGAACGAUUACAAGAAGGUAUGAGAGAAGCGCAAGAAUCAUUAUGGAUGCCUGAUUUACCAGAAUUAAAUAGGAUGAAUCGAUUAAGUGACAGUUCAUCAAUGAAUAAUAAUGGUAAUAGUAAUUCAUCAACCGCACAAUUAUCUGAUGGAAUGACAAAUUUAAGUUCAAGUAUCGAUAGAAAAAAACAAACAAUCAUGAAAAACAUCAAAACAGAACCUCCAAUUCAAUUCAAUGAAAAACAUUCUUACAUGGACAAUUGUUUAUUACCAUCAUCUUCAACACCACCAUCAUCCUCAACACCACCAUCACCAUCAUCAACAUCAACAUCAGUAUCACCAUCAUCACCAUCACCAUUCAUUAACUCUAUAAACAAUAAUAAUAAUAAUCAUUCUGAUUAUUCUAUUCAUAAACAAUCGAAUAGUUAUUCCCCUUUGAAUUCAAGAUUUUAUUGGUGUCAUAAAUUACAUAAUAAUCAACCAAUCAUAAACAAUUUCCAUUUACAAUCCCUUAGUAACAAUAAUAAUAAUAAUAAUAAUGAAUAUACUAAUAUGGAUAUAAAAAAUGGUGUAUGUUCAGAUGUGGAAGAUUUAUUAAAUCAACAUGAAAGACGAUUAAUGUCCAUUUCAGGAACUGAAAACGAUAAGAAAACCAAUGAAUUAACACGAUUCAACUCAGCUUCAGAUACAGAAGAAUUUCUUUCUAAUGACUAUAGAAUUCAAGCAUCGAUAAGAGCUAUGAAUUAUGGUUACAUGGGAUGUGAUCCAAUUCAACCUUCAACAUAUAAUUGGUUACGUAAAGUGAAUAACAAUGAAACUGUUGGAGAUGGAUUGCAUAAUCGUUAUUUUAUUCCACCAAGAUUAUGUAAUCUAGAUUCUAGUAUAAAUCAGUCAGAUAAACUUGUUUCCGCAUCGAGUAUAUCACAACAACAAAGUUUACUGACAAGAGCAAGACGACGACAAAUUGACGGUAGAUCAUUAUCAUCGUCUAUCGCAAAGCAUGAUGAUGCUGAAAGAAUUUAUGGAAUUGUUCCAUUAUCACCAUCUUAUUUAUAUAAUCAAUUUAUGCCAUCUACUGGUUUAAUGAUUAAAGGAAUGAUGAGUAAUAGUAGUAGCAGUGGUAAUCGAACUAAUCAAGAUAAUGAGAUAAAUUUACCAGGAACUAUAAGUGCACCACCUGGAACACCAAUUAAAUUACCAUAUGCUGCUCCAGCCAGUCUAAUUGGUACAACAUCUGGCUUUAGUUGCCCAGAAUCUGGUUCACAAAUAAUCAGUGGAUUUGGAGUGAAUGGUUCAAGGCUAUCGCUUACUUCAAAUGGAUCUUGUGUAUCUACGGUAGAGGAAAAACAAGCUGAAGAAAUACAAAAACUUAAACGUAAACUUGAACAAGCUGAGAAAAAAGUUAGUGAAUUAACAACACAAUUAACAACGAAUGCUCAUGUUGUCUCAGCUUUUGAACAAAGUUUAAACAAUAUGUCACAACGACUACAGAAUUUAUCAAAUACCACAACAAGGAAAGAUUCAGAACUACAUGAAUUAAGAGCAACAAUUGAUGCAUUACGUAGUCAAACAGAAUUAGGACUAUUAAAAAAACCGCCAAUUAAUCGACCUUGUGAAUUGAAUAGAUCAUUUACUAAUGAUACAUUGAAACAACAAGAAAAUUCAUGCAUUUCUACUACUACUACUACUACUACUACUACUACUCUACUUCUACCACUACUAUUAUUACUACUAAUACUACU
This is a messenger RNA of Schistosoma curassoni, 4804 nucleotides long. The record is from the annotation of a GenBank genome assembly. NCBI's taxonomy places the organism in Eukaryota, Metazoa, Platyhelminthes, Trematoda, Strigeidida, Schistosomatidae.